UUCAAGGCUCUCGACAGCAGUUCCUAGCCCACAUAGUACACACGACGAAAGACUCUGGCAACGCGUACUCCGUCAAAUGCAGCGAGCAGAAGCAAGGGAACAGGAACUUCGCGGGAAAAGACGUGCUGCUGAAGAAAGGUCCUCGCGAAAUGCUUAUAAGAAGGGUCCGAAGUUAAGAGGAGAUAGGAGAGAUGACGAGGACGUACGGAUAUCGAAAACUCUUUCGUGGGUUCUGCGCCACGGAGCGAAGACGGAGGGGUUAGCAGUGCGUCCAGACGGUUAUUCACGAGUACGGGACUUGCUGGCCCUACCACGAUUUAGCGAUGUGAAUUUCCAGACAUUGGAACGAAUCGUGCAACACGAUGCAAAGGAGCGGUAUCAUUUAUUAUUUGAGACUAGCGAAAGCGAGAGUUCUGCAGUGGAAGACUGUUGGUGGAUAAGGGCUAAUCAGGGCCAUACAAUGAAGAAUAUAAAUCUCGAGUUUGCCGAAAUCACAGAUGCAGGUCAGAUACCCAUGGCAGUUCACGGGACGAAUCUUCAAGCUUGGCAGAAGAUUGAGAAAGAGGGGCUAUCGCCAAUGAAACGUACCCAUAUCCAUCUUGCUCAACACGUCUCUCAUAUUAAGGGAGCAAGAGCUACACCUGGCUUGCGUAAUAACUCCCAGGUACUCAUCUACGUUGAUCUGGACAAAGCUCUCCGUGCGGGAAUUCGAUUUUAUCUUUCGGCAAACCGCGUCGUCUUAACUAAAGGUGACGAGACCGGUUACUUGCUGCCGGAAUUCUUUCAACGAGUGACAGACGGACGUGGUGCGCCGCUUCCUGGUUGGAGCGGCACGGUUGCUACCAGUAACUCGUCAGCACGGCAAAAGUCAAGAUCACGAAGUAGUGGAAAACGAUCGAGUUCGCGAAGUAAAUCGCAAGAACGAAUAGCUGAUGGCCCUGAGGAGUCGAAAGGCGAACCCCUCAUAACGUCAGUAACGGAGGCCGUCUCUAAGAUUGAGUUGGAAGAAGUUGCUUGAUUACACUGAUAUUAGUUUGGACACUAUACGCUAUUGAUCCGGAUGAACUCUAUCUAUUCUGUACGCUUCCAUAUGUUCCGUGAUGGCAGUAAUAUACGUCGUAAAAAUGGACGUACAAUUCAUGACAGGUGUUAAACUUAGCUUGUAGGCGUGCUGCUAGGGGUGUCGGCUUCACUCAAGAGCCAAGAACUGGAGUUUUCCCUAGACAAACUCUUCACACCCCUCUUCUUACCUUUCACAGCCUCCGAAUUCGAUGAACGUGUGGUACAAUCACUCUCUCCGAGUUCACUAUCAUCUUCCCCCCACAUCGUGUAUCUAAACACCGAUUGCUUUCCCAUCUUUCGUGACUUUGCUGCUCGUAAAGGCAUCACUGACCCCUUCAGUUUAGAAGCGGAGCUUGAAGUUGUUCUCGUAUCCUUUGCAGACUUCUCGUAUCGAUUAUCUUCCCCGGGAAUUACAAUGUCGAGAUCAGAUCCAUGAUAGUCCUUGUUUACGCGAUUGCACGGCCUUGGAGUAGCUUCAUUCGUGUCGCCGGCCGAUUCUGAGUCCGAAGGAGAGCUAGAACCAUUUGCUUCAGAACGGGCAACUGGUCUAGGGCAUGGCUUUCUCGAUGUCGGCGUCCGUUUUACCCGGUGAUGUAUUGGAGAGCUCUUGGAUUUCGUCGCCAUCAUAUCGUAGUCUGAUACUGUCUCCGAUGCUUUGCCGUUCUUUCUCUUCUUUGUGCGGCGUGCAACGGGCGUGUCAGUACGGUACACAGAGCUAUCACUGAGCUCUAUAACACCCUCGCUCUUCCCACCGCUGUUUAACCCUGCUUUCGACCUUGCUUUCGGUCUUGCCUUUACCCUUCCAGUGGCCUCUGAAUGCUGCGAAGUCGGUUCGAUAACAAUAACUCU
Molecule: messenger RNA, 1911 nt
Organism: Fomitiporia mediterranea MF3/22
Lineage: Eukaryota; Fungi; Basidiomycota; Agaricomycetes; Hymenochaetales; Hymenochaetaceae
Exons: 6
Coding region: 77-1018 (313 amino acids)
Biological process (GO): tRNA splicing, via endonucleolytic cleavage and ligation
Molecular function (GO): tRNA 2'-phosphotransferase activity
Source: RefSeq, a predicted model, not a curated record